Molecule: messenger RNA, 1685 nt
Organism: Uranotaenia lowii
Lineage: Eukaryota; Metazoa; Arthropoda; Insecta; Diptera; Culicidae
Exons: 3
Coding region: 127-1635 (502 amino acids)
Cellular component (GO): nucleus
Molecular function (GO): zinc ion binding
Source: RefSeq, a predicted model, not a curated record
UUUUCGAAUGAUGCAAUUAUUUGUUUCAGUGUAGGUUUACGAAAAAUGGACUCGGAUGGAUGUUUAAACGAAUUUAAUAGUUGAUUAAAUAAUAUUUCCCCUUGUUCGUUCGUCGAAAUAAAGGCAAUGGACACCUUACGCAACAGGUACUCCACCGAUGAAAACGCCUCAACGAGUGCUGCUGAUGCUGAUGCGUGUGGCGAAUGGGACAGCUUCUGUCGGCUGUGUUUCGAUUGCAGCAUAGAUAUGCUGCAAAUAUUCCCGGGGAACGCUAGACCCGAUCGGGACCUACUCUGGAAAGUGCUGGAAUGCACAACGCUGAAGCUCAAUUUCGAAGAUGAUUCGAGCGCACAGAUUUGCAAACAUUGCAUCGACAAGAUGGAUGACUUCUGUGACUAUCGAAUGCUGUGCCUUCGGAACGAUCGGCAGAUCAAACGGAAACGGCAGCUGCAACAGCAAAACACCUAUUCGCGAUCGCGGAAGGUAGAAGUCAUUCCUAUCGAGCAGCUUCCCCCGACGUAUGAGAUUACCCCACCGAGCUCGAUCAAGCGGCGAAAGCUUUCAAGUCACGAACAAGCUGUCGAUAUGGAUGACCCGCUCGAAGAUUUCUUAGACGCUGGUGAAGCCGAAGAUGAACUCGCCGAGGACCAUGGAAGGAAUGAAAGCGAAAAUGAGGAAGAAUUGGAGCCGAAUUCAAGUUUCACUAUCAAGCGUGAACAGUGCUAUGUGCAGGGAACCAGACAGGGUAUCGAGGUGGAAAUAGAGUUUCAAAACAGUACUAGGCCUGGUUCUGCAGAAGCGGAAGAACGCAUGAGUGAUGAAAUUGAUCACCAAGAAGCUCAACAAGUACGGGAAAAGAAAAAGCGGACAAGAAAAAUAUUACUGUACGAAGAGCAUGCCUAUCAACUUUUAUCAUCUCGGCCAAGAUGUGAUUCAAUCACGUGGGGAUGUAUAUUCAGGAAAAGUAGAGAUUGCAAGGCAACUAUCGGCACGAAAGCUAGCGGACAAAUAUUGGGCAACCUUAUACCGCAGCAUAACCACCUGGCGGAACCUUUCGAAAACAAAAAACCGAAAGCUGUGCUCAUCAACGCUUUCCGGGACGUUGAAAACAUCUAUCUGGAGGAGCCGUACGAAAUAAUGAAGAACCGUUUGGGGGGCGAUGUGCUGAUGUACACCGGCGAUCGCUAUUCGUAUUCGCAUAGUCGCAAAGAUGGAUGCCGCAUCUGGAAGUGCACCACCCAUCGGGGCUGCAUGGUAAACAUCUAUCUGCUGCCUGAUGGACGGAUCUACAAACUGGAAAACGCAUCCCACACAGACGAGAAAAUCCAACUUCGAAGAAGUCUGCCACCGGAUCAGCAGCUGAGUCUGAGCGACUUGUCCGGCAACAUUGAAGAACGCUUUCCGAAUCCUAAGGGAACGUUCAACUACAAGAUCAUCAAGAACAUGAACAAACGCAACGUGUUGAUCUACGAGGGCGAUCGGUACACUUUCUACUAUCGGAAAACGAACGGAUGGAUCGUGUGGCGAUGUACCGUUUCCAAGGCAUGUCAGGCGAUGAUCUACCAGCUUGCGGAUGAGUCCGUUGUCGUGCUGGGCGAAACAACCCACAACCAUCAGAAGACGAUCGGCGAUUAGAAGGUAGGAAGCUUUAUAUUUUUUUAGGUCAAUAGAGAAUGAAGUACGAA